This is a messenger RNA of Colletes gigas, 2933 nucleotides long. Its product is annotated as CBL-interacting serine/threonine-protein kinase 18-like. The record is from RefSeq and is a predicted model, not a curated record. Bases 208 to 2361 code for a protein of 717 amino acids. Gene Ontology annotation, cellular component: nucleus. NCBI's taxonomy places the organism in Eukaryota, Metazoa, Arthropoda, Insecta, Hymenoptera, Colletidae. Gene Ontology annotation, biological process: protein phosphorylation; intracellular signal transduction; positive regulation of apoptotic process. The transcript is spliced from 7 exons. Gene Ontology annotation, molecular function: protein serine/threonine kinase activity; ATP binding.
GAAGAGGCACCCGCCGUCGGCAACCGGGACUCGCCGUCCGAGACCACAGACGCGAUAGUCAAUAAUUGCCUUUGGGGUGCACCGGAUCGGUUCGGAGAGAGCGCGACCGUGGCCAACGUGCAACGACCGACUGACGACCGACACGCCGGAGAACGCAAACCACGAACCUCGUGGUUCAACGCCGAGAGGGUGGCAACCUAGGGGAGGAUGAUACGCGUGGACGAGACUGACCCGGUGGGCGAGAUCGAGCCGACUUUUCCGUAUCAGGAUGUGACGAUACGUCGCAACGUAGAGUUCAAGGAUCAUUACGAGAUCCAGUCGGAGAUCGGACGGGGAAAAUUUGGCACCGUGUAUCGAUGCAAGGAGAAAGCAAGUGGUUUGAUGCUAGCCGUGAAGGUGGUGAACACUGUGAAGAAAGAGGACAGACGGUCCGUGGAACGGGAAGUUGAAAUCAUGAGACGGCUUCAGCAUCCACGACUUAUUCAGCUCUACGAUGCCAUCGACACGAGCAGGCAGAUCUACGUUAUUUUAGAACUGAUCGAAGGUGGCGAGUUAUUCGAGAGGGUGAUAGACGACGAUUUCGUGUUGACCGAGCGCAGUUGUGCGGUUUUCAUGCGACAAAUCUGCGAGGGCAUAGAAUUCAUUCAUCGCCAGAACAUUCUGCAUCUUGACUUAAAGCCUGAGAACAUAUUGUGCUUGACGAAGGAGGGAAACAGGAUUAAGAUCAUAGACUUCGGCCUGGCGAGGGAAUACGAUCCGAAGAAGAAACUGCAGGUUCUAUUUGGCACGCCCGAGUUCGUUGCACCGGAAGUCGUAAAUUUCGAUCAGAUUGGUUUUGGUACCGACAUGUGGAGUAUAGGCGUCAUCUGUUACGUACUGUUGUCCGGUUUGUCUCCAUUCAUGGGGGACACGGACAUCGAGACAAUGGCGAACGUCACCAUCGCCAAGUACGACUUUGACCACGACGCCUUCGCCGACAUAUCCGAGGACGCGAAAGACUUUAUCCGCGGUCUUCUAGUGAAAGACAAAGAAAAACGAAUGUCGGCCGCGCAAUGCAGGGAGCACCGGUGGCUGGCCAGAAAGCCGAUCAAGCAGCAGGUCGAGCAAACGGCGAUGGAGCUGAACGAGAAACCCGAAAUCCCCGAUCAGAUCGUGGAUGUUUCACGGGUGGAGAACAACGUGGAGGAGCUGGACGUGACCAAGGACAACUUGAGGCUGUUCGUCGAACGUUGGCGCGAGCACCCGGACAGUCCUUACAUGAUCGACUUCCCGCCAGGCACUCUGGCCCAGCUGAGCUCGUUUCGCGACCCCGACGACGUGGUGUCGCUGAUGGGGCACAGUCCGUCCCCGUGCGCCAGCAUUUGCAGCACACCUUCCGAAACGGCGGACACACCGCCUCGAGAGAAUCACAGCUUCCUCUCGGUACCAAGUUUCGUGAACUUCGAGAGGAGAGCCUCCGAAGGUGUCGCCGCGGAGAAGUCUCGAGCCGAUCCAGCCAGUCAGAUCGUUCUAGCCGAGGAGAUCAUCAAACUGUCCGAGCAUCUGCGCUCCAUAGCGAUGGGCACGUGUGCACAGUCGAACGAGGAGGACGAGCAGUCGAGCAAAAAGUCCGACAGAACCGACGGAAGAACGAAGAGCAACAGAAACGGCGUCCACUCGAGAUCCAACGGAAUGGUAUCGUCCGAGAGUACCAAGAGCAACGAGAUCACAGAGAAGCUCUCGAGCAUAGCGCGUCACAGGAAACUGAACGGAACGACCUUCCACAGCAGCCGUAGUUUCGAAAAACACCCGGAGACGAGUUCUGGGAACAUGUUCGCGUCGUUGAAGAAGAAGCAGAACGCCAAUGGGUCGAGCUCAGCGACGAAGAGGGACGACAGAACGUCUCGGGAGGAAACUGCCAGCGAACCCGACAAUUCUGCUAGGUAUCCUUCUUUGUAUAUACCGCCGUUCGAACGAACGGCGGAGAACUCUGCCGCGGGCAACGAGGCAACUCGGAUACUGGAGAACAUCGACGGUGAGAUGGACCUGACGCCACCAUGGCGACGACCACGCGUCAAACACAUGUUCGGGGAGACCAGUCGGGACGUUCCUCGAAUUUCGGGACUGCACAACGUCCAUAAAAAUCUGAACCUCGACGAACCGACCAGCACCAAGGAUCUGCUGCUGCAUCUGCUCGAGGAAUGGGACGAAGUUGCCACGAGGCCUUCCGGCGUGGGAAGGAAGUCCGUGAGCGUCGAUUGGGGCGGAGAGGAAUCCGUGGGCAGGAAAACUAUGAACUCUCUGGCCGAGUAUUUUCAGUCGAAGCAACAGAAACCGACGUCUGCAAUCAACUCGACGGCGUCGGACUCGAUACAUCGUUGAGUCAGCUUCCGGUAUCGAGACGGGGACCAACGUUGUAUUUGCUUGGCAUUGCUCGCGACAGUGAAGCACUCGGAGCAAUGCGGGAAGCAUGAUUUACGGGGACAAUUGGAUUAUUUUAUAUGCAUCGUCGUUUCCUUUUUCUUUGAGGGUUGUAAAUAGGAUAUAUGCUGCACAUAUGAUGCACUCUCUUUAACGAGAAGCACAGGGGUUGAUAUUUGUUUAAAAUAUUCUUUGAAAUGUAAUAGAAUAAUAUAUUUGGUAUACAUACGUAUAUUUUCGUGGACAACGAAAGAGGGAGCAUAUCAAAUAAGGGAUGUGGUUAGAAGUUCGACCGCGACUUAUUAUGUAUAAUACAUGCGAAUGUGCACACUUGUAAAACCUUAUUCGUACGAUAAUAUAAUACGAUAAUACAAUCUUCCUAUCGAGAUUGUAGAGAAAUCGUGUUCGCGUGUCUGUGCGUAUACCCUUGCUUUAUUGUCUUAUUUAUACUAUAUAUUUAAUACAAAAGAUCAUGAAAUUAAAGCUGUGGACAAUUUCAUUUCACGAGUACCUGUUGCAGCUAGGACUAUUUU